Molecule: messenger RNA, 558 nt
Organism: Quercus robur (English oak)
Lineage: Eukaryota; Viridiplantae; Streptophyta; Magnoliopsida; Fagales; Fagaceae
Product: pentatricopeptide repeat-containing protein At1g63080, mitochondrial-like
Exons: 2
Coding region: 1-558 (185 amino acids)
Molecular function (GO): protein binding
Source: RefSeq, a predicted model, not a curated record
AUGAGGAGUAAAGGCAUUCAACCAGAUCUGGUCACUUACAAUUCCUUAGUUCAAGGUCUAUGCAAUUUUGGCCGGGGGAGGGAGGCUGCUACCUUGUUGAAUGAGAUGGAACAAAGGAAGGUCAUGCCAGAUGUACAAACAUUUAGCAUAUUGGUGGACACACUUUGCAAGGGAGGGAUGUUGACUGAGGCAAGAGAAGUUUUUGAUGUGAUGAUUCAAAGAAGCAUUGAUCUUGACAUAUUCACUUACAAUUCUUUGAUUGAUGGUUAUUGUUUGCAAAACAAACUGGAUGAGGCAGUUAAGACGUUUAAUAUGAUGGUUGAGAAGGGUUGUUCACCCAAUGUGUUUAGCUAUACCAUAUUGAUAAAUGGAUAUUGCAAAAUGACUUACAACACUCUUAUAUGUGGGUUAUGUCAAGUGGAGAGAGUCCAAACUGCACUAGAGCUAUUCAAUACAAUGCGAGCUUGUGGCCAACAUCCAAAUCCCCAAACCUAUGCCACCCUGUUAGAUGGCUUUUUUAAGAAUAGACGAAUUGCUAAGGCAAUGGCAUUGUUUUAG